ACCGAGGUAACCAACAACACGAUGCUGACCGUAAUCCAGCUGAUAUUUUUAGUUUUUCUGACAAACUCAAUCCGUGCUGAGAAGCUUUUCCAUAACCGGGAUCAUUCUGAUGUGCAGAUUCCUACAUCUCACCAGGCUCCUUUAUUUCUCUCUAGAUAUGGAUUUAUCCAACCAGCUCACCAGGAGGAGAUCCAGGUGCAUGAGUCUAUCCAAGAGGAUUUCUUGGACGACCUUCAAGCCACAAUCCUGGAGGGAGCCUCUGUACUUCAUUCACGGGACGGGCCUAAAACCAGUCAUGGAGAAGUGCAUAAAAGCGGAACUGAGAAUCAAGUGUUUGUUUCAGCACUAAAAGAGUUUCAGAUGGUAUCUGGGCUUCCUGUUACAGGAGUGUUUGAUGAUGCUACCAAGGACGCAAUGAAUAAACCAAGGUGUGGGGUCCCUGAUAAGGAGAUGGACCUAAACCCCAAUGAUGCAGCUGAGAGCAUUGAGGACUUAGAAUUAGAAAUCAAUGAAAGUUUUAAUGAGACUGAAAGUAACAGCACUGACAUCAGCAGCAUCGGCAGCUCCUCAAACUCCACUGAAGAUGACAUAUUACAGUUUAAUGAUACUGAGAGCCUCCUGCUGACUACUUUAAAUGAUACACACAUUAAUAACAGUGAGAAUGGUCCAACUGGAAACAGCACUUGGAACUUAAACCAAAGCCAACAAAUGAAGGACAAAAAGCGCCAACUUGCAUUUCUCAUGUCAAAAAGAAGGCAAAAAAGGGAUGUGACGGCAGCUGGGUACAUGGCGUUUUCUAAGGAUGUUCUGAGGUGGCGUUUAAUUGGAGAAGGCUACAGCAGCCAGCUGACCAUCGAGGAGCAGAGGUACAUCCUCAGGCUGGCCUUCAGAAUGUGGAGUGAAGUGUCUCCACUGGAAUUUGUAGAAGACACUUGGUCCCCAUUGGAGGAAGUUGAUAUAAAGCUGGGCUUUGGCACAGGAAGACAUUUGGGAUGCAAUCAAAGGUUUGAUGGCACUGGUCAGGAGUUUGCCCAUGCCUGGUUCCUAGGAGAUAUCCAUUUCGAUGAUGAUGAACAUUUCACUGGUCCCAGUUCUCACUCUGGUAUCAGCCUCCUUAAAGUAGCAGUUCAUGAGAUUGGUCAUGUUUUGGGGCUUCCCCAUAUCUACAGGCCUGGAUCCAUAAUGCAGCCCAGUUAUCUACCUCAUGAGUCCAGCUUUGAGAUGGACUGGAUGGACAGGAAAGCUAUUCAGCAUCUAUAUGGUGGCUGUAAAGGUCGGUUCAGCACUGUCUUUGACUGGAUCAGAAAAGAGAAGAGGCCUAAUGGAGCAGUAAUUAUUCGCUUCAACACAUACUUCAUGAGAGAUGGCUGGUACUGGCUGUAUGAGAACAGAAACAACAGAACACGUUACGGGGACCCAGUCCCAAUGCAGACUGGCUGGCAUGGGAUUCCUAGUGAUGGAGUAGAUGCAUACGUCCACGUGUGGUCCAGAACAAGAGAUUCUGUUUAUUUCUUCAAAGGUUUUCAGUUUUGGAGAUAUGAUGAUGAGAACGACCGGGUAUUUAGACAGGACCCUGAAGGUCACCAGUAUCCGAGGUUAAUCUCUGAGGGAUUCCCAGGAAUUCCCUGUCCCAUUGACACAGCCUUUUAUGACCGGAGGGACUCCCGCAUCUACUUUUUCAGAAGAACUCAAGUCUAUGCAUUCAGCGUGGAAACAAACAGCCUGGCAAGAGGCUUCCCCAAACACAUCCGAGAUGUUUUCCCUCCAGUGGAGAGCAGGGACCAUCCAGAUGGCAGCAUCGAUGCUGCCUACUUCUCCUACUCCCACAAUGCCCUCUUUCUACUCAAGGGCACUCGCUUCUGGCGAGUGGUGGGCAGUCGCGAUCGCUGGCGCCGGCCUUUUCUGCCACGGAACGGCUUGAUGCCACACAAGGAGGUGGAUCAGCAGUGGUUUGACAUCUGCGACGUUCAUCCCACCGCUCUGAAACUAAGCCGCUGAUGCUGAUGGGGGCGGCAGCAGAGAUGAAACACUUCUACUCAUGUUUACAGAUGGAUUCUGCAGAUCUACCUUCUAGGGAUGUUAUUUUCUGUGUGUCUUUGUGUGUGUGUGUGUGUGAUGGUGGCAUUUUAAUCUUUCUAAAAGACAAAAACAACUCUGUUGGCUUGUUUUUACACAAGUGCUAGAAGUUUAUGAAAAAGCUACUAUUUAUUUCUCUUUUAUUCCUAUACAGAGGAGUGAGAGCCUGGAGGGUUUUCAUGUUUGCACAAAUGG
Molecule: messenger RNA, 2271 nt
Organism: Cyprinodon variegatus (sheepshead minnow)
Lineage: Eukaryota; Metazoa; Chordata; Actinopteri; Cyprinodontiformes; Cyprinodontidae
Gene: mmp21
Product: matrix metallopeptidase 21
Exons: 7
Coding region: 22-1998 (658 amino acids)
Biological process (GO): proteolysis; collagen catabolic process; extracellular matrix organization
Cellular component (GO): extracellular matrix
Molecular function (GO): zinc ion binding; metalloendopeptidase activity
Source: RefSeq, a predicted model, not a curated record